Messenger RNA from Centropristis striata (black sea bass), 2320 nucleotides. RefSeq names its product phosphatidylinositol-specific phospholipase C, X domain containing 2 (gene plcxd2). Gene Ontology annotation, molecular function: phosphoric diester hydrolase activity. The record is from RefSeq and is a predicted model, not a curated record. Gene Ontology annotation, biological process: lipid metabolic process. The transcript has 8 exons. Bases 228 to 1199 code for a protein of 323 amino acids. NCBI's taxonomy places the organism in Eukaryota, Metazoa, Chordata, Actinopteri, Perciformes, Serranidae.
AUCACGGUCAUUAGCCACCCGCCGGUCAACGGAUGCCAGAUUUGCCGGUAGACGACGCCAUGCAAUAAGAAAACCGGGCGUAUAUGUAGGCUAGAUUAGCUGCCAUUGCAAGAUGAUUUAUUAUAGUUUUUACCUGUUGGGAGCACACGGGAAUCCGUCACCGGGGUUGCAUAUGCACCGCAGAGCGGUUUCCUGACAGGGGGGUUUAUUGACAGGCUGUUUCUGACAUGAAGACCCGACCUGCGGGUAUCGGUAAUGCCAAUGCCGACUGGAUGGGGUCGCUCCCCUCCAAACUUAGUGCCAUGCCCCUCAAACACAUCGCCGUACCAGGAUCUCAUGAUUCUUUUACCUAUUGGGUGGAUGUGCAUGCUCCUGUGGGCCCGGACCAGAAGGCAUAUGUCAAGUACCUGGCCACCAUGUUCAGCGUCUUAGCCAAGAAAGUCAUGGUGAAGUGGUCCAUGACCCAGAACCUGACAUUUAAAGAGCAGCUGGAUGCAGGAAUUCGCUACUUUGAUCUCAGGGUCUCCUCCAAACCAGGCGAGUCUGGAAAUGAGAUCUAUUUCAUCCAUGGCCUGUUUGGCCACAAGGUGAGCGAUGGCUUGUUAGAAAUUAACUCCUUCUUAAGCAGACACAGGAAAGAGGUAGUGUUUCUAGACUUCAACCACUACUAUGCAAUGGGGGCAGAGCAUCAUGUGUACCUCAUCAACAUGCUCCAGGAAGUGUUUGGUAGUAAGCUUUGUAAAGACUCUGCAGUGGAGGGCAUCACUCUGGACUACCUCUGGCAGACGAAAAAACAGGUGAUUGUGUUCUACCAUCAUCCGUCAGCACAGGGCAUCCCAGUCAUGUGGCCCGGCAACAAGAUCCCCGCUCCCUGGGCAAACACCACCGAACCCAACAAGCUCACACAGUUCCUGGAAACUACGCUAAAGGAAAGAGCCAAGCAGGGCUCCUUCCACGUGUCUCAGGCCAUUCUCACACCCAGGCCUAACAUUGUUGCCAAGGGCCUGCUCUGGGGGCUGCGCAACUACCUGGUGGAAAAAAACCUGCCAGUCAUCAUGUCCUGGGUCAAGGCUCAGAAGCCCGGAGUGGAAGGGGUCAACAUCAUCACCUCUGACUUUGUGGAGCUCACUGACUUUGCCAACAUUGUCAUCAAACUCAACAACCUGCUGAUAUCUGAACAGGACUGCAAACCAAGAUGACACAUUUGCACAACAGGACAAAUGUGUGCUGACCCACAGUGCGGUGGAGGUUGGAGGUCGAAUGGCAGAUUCUUCCACCAUUGUUGGAUAAUAGUUCUUACAUAAUGCUGGAGUCCCUAUGAAGUAUACUGCAUCAGUGACUUUGAUAAGGAAUUCUUAUCCUCAGCUUGCAAGUAACUUUAACUUUAGCUGACAAGGUUUCACUCAAGGACACUUCAGCAGGUACACAUAGAUACUGUAUGAGCCCUCUGGCCUCAUUUGACUCAGGGGUUUCACUUAGGCUAUGGCUUCAAUAUUUCAAAUAUUACAAUAGUUGUCUUUUUCAUGGAUGGAUUACUGAACAGGCCUACAAGGCACAGGCUUUGGGGAAAUAUAAAACAACUACAAAGAGACAUAAAAGUAUCCUGAGAGACCAAAAUAAUUACAAAUUAUGCAAACUUCAAUCACGAAGAGACUCACAAUUAUGAAAAGGGGCAAAACAAUCGCAAAGAGACACAAAAUGACCACACAAUGACUAUAAAGAGACACAAAACAACUACAAAGAGACACAGAACAACUACAAAAGAGGCAAAAUAACUACAAAAAGACCACAAUAAUUACAAAGUGAUGUAAAACAACCUCUUGAAUGAGUCCCAUGUAGGAGAGGCAGUUGGUCCUUUUGUGUGUCUAUGCCCAGGGGUCUAUUGUCUCAUAAUCAGUCCAUGAUCUUUUUGCUAUUUAUUUUACAGAUACAGAAUUUUAUUGCAUAACUGUUUCGCAAUACUGUAUAUAUAGUUUAGAUAUUUAAGGCAUCACCUUCUUCAGAAUGUUUGUACAAAUUAGGCAUUGGAAUGAAAAGUGAUCAGAAGAUAUAUUUUGUUUACAGACUACUAAAACGUCCAACAUUAUGGUAAAGAGUUUUGAAAGUGGAGUUUGUUUACAUUGCAUUAUUAACUGUAAACUGAAGCUGAUAGGUUUUUAACUAUGCAGUGUUUUUCCCAAUAAUGCAAAUUACAGGCUGUAGUAUUUUUGUUUCUAUGUUAAGCAAUACCAUGUGUUGUGAAAAAAAGAGCCUACUGUGCCAACACUGUCUCAGUACAUAUCCCUGGGCUAUAAAGUUUAACUAGAGAUGCAAACAGUGG